AUAAUGUUGAAGAAUGUAUAUUGGCGACACAAGAAAAGAUUAUUGAGAAUGAACAUCGAUUAAACAGGUUGCAGUCGGUUCAGAAUGAAAUUAAUGAGGAAAUUAACAAUGAUCUAAAAAGGAUCCAAGAACAGAUCUAUGAGGCAAGUAAUCUUUCCAUAAAUGUUGGAUCAUAUUUCAAAUGUCAGACGAGGACCACCGAACAACUAGAUUACAUGUUGCAAGCUAUACAUGAGUAUGCUCGUCUAAUAGAGGAGGCCAGCCUCACUAUUAAACACUUUGGUGAUGUUGGAUCACCUAUGAAAUAUGAAUCACUGGAUUUAUCACCGUUUCGACAACACGAGGGUAGUAUUUCCUAUUUCGACGAUCAUAUUCACCAUUCUGCGCGUUCGUCCUCAUCUGAAUCCCAAGAGUCGCCAGGCGCUUCCCCCUCAACCACCCAUACGGCCGCCACCACACCCACAAGUCUAGUCACAGACCCAGAACUUUCCCCUGCGGAGCGACCUCCGCAGAUGAUAUACCCGUUACCUCGUUAUCAAUUAAAACAUCAAAAACUUCUACUUUCGAGCAUGCGCCGAGCCGCCGUGGGAUUAAAAUUCCUAUUGUAUGCAAAUCAAUUAAAUGAUUACAAGAAUGAUUUUCCAGACAGCGAUUGCGACUUGGAUCUUGGAUCAUUUGAUAAUCCCCUGACUGAAGAAGUAGUUACAACCACUUAUAGAGAUGUUUCUCGGGAUCGUGAAGGUAACGACAUAGAUAGUAAAACAAACACAGCUUGUUCGAGAAGUGAUAGCGGAUGCGACAGUAACAAUAGCGAUAGUGGCGGAAGUGACAGCGAAAAGAAUAGAGAUAACAAUCCUGGAAACAUAUGUGUCACUAUACGUAAAAGAUCGCAUGUUGUUCAUUCUUAUGAUCUAUUACGAUUCGAGAAGCGAACGGUUGGUCGUACAACAGGAAUACUCUCCAACAUGCAGCUACCAAUUGCUCGCGGGAGAAUAGGACAUUGUGGCAUAGUUAGCGAAAAAAACACUUGA
Molecule: messenger RNA, 1031 nt
Organism: Acaulospora colombiana
Lineage: Eukaryota; Fungi; Glomeromycota; Glomeromycetes; Diversisporales; Acaulosporaceae
Source: the annotation of a GenBank genome assembly